Patiria miniata (bat star) is the source of this 4194-nucleotide messenger RNA. RefSeq names its product hyalin-like. The transcript is spliced from 22 exons. The coding region runs from base 1 to 3858 and encodes 1285 amino acids. The record is from RefSeq and is a predicted model, not a curated record. Gene Ontology annotation, molecular function: calcium ion binding. NCBI's taxonomy places the organism in Eukaryota, Metazoa, Echinodermata, Asteroidea, Valvatida, Asterinidae.
AUGGUAACGUCUGCUAUCCGACGACGAUGGUGUCUUUGCGUCAUGGCUGUUCUUUGCGUCUACAGUGGGACAACGUACGGUCAAGCGCCGCCUACCUUCGAUGAGUCCCCCUGCGUUGAAGACAUCUACAUAGCGGCAGAAGACAAGUCCUCGGUGGCUGGUAUCGCUUGGAUCGUCCCCUUGGCCAAAGACAACUCUGGCCAGCGCGCGGCAGUGACAUGCGACAAGGAGCUCAUCUCUGGGCAGUUCAACCCGGGCUCGAACGUGGUCACCUGCACGGCCGUGGAUACACGCGAGACGAGCUUGACAACCCAGUGCAGCUUCGAGGUGCACGUGCUUCCGAAGUUUGAAGUGGGCUGUCCUGCUCCCAUCAUUCAGAACGACACCACGGUGGACUUCACGAUUCCAAGGGCCGUAGGGUCUGGAGGGAAGAUGGCUGAGGUCACGUGCAACAAGAAUAGUGGUGAUUCCUUCACUGCAGGUAAAACCACUGUGACGUGUACGGCAACGGAUGCAGAAAAGAACCUGCAAGCAGAAUGUUCGUUUGACGUGACUGUCGGCAUUCCCCCCACAUUCGACUCCAACUGCACGGAUUUUAAUGUCCAACCAACUGCUGGCAAAAAUGAAGCGGAGGGAGUAACAUUACCGACGCUAACAGCUACACAAGCUAAUGGAGUUACUGUGACCGCUGUAUGUCGGCAGGCUGAUAGUGAGACUACCUUUGUUGGUGGGGAAACAGUCGUCACAUGCACAGCUGCAGAUACUACGGAGCCAACACUGAUAACCACGUGCAAUUACACAGUUCGAGUCUAUCCCAUAUUUACCACGGGCUGCCCGGGUGACAUAAUUCAAGCCAACGGUUCUACCGUGGAUUUCCCCAUGCCGAUAGCAAUGGACUCCGCUGAAUUAGCGCCCAACGUAAUCUGCGACAACCCAGUAGAUGGGUUCGACCCUGGACCGACGACUGUUACCUGCUCAGCUGAAGAUAGUGAGCAGACUGGACAGAAUGUAUCUUGCUCCUUCAAAGUAACGAUUGGGGAUGCUCCCAUAUUCAACCCCGAUCCGGACUGCACGCAAGAUGUUGUCGUCUCUCCGAACAGCAACACCCAGGCUCGAAACGUCGAGUGGCCAGAACGAACGGCCAACCAAUCCGACGGCACAGCUGCAAUGGUAGAAUGCACGCCAGCUAGCGGCACCGAUUUUGAAGGAGGAGAUACCAACGUCACAUGCGUCGCCAAGGAUACGGCCGAGGAAACGCUGAUAACGACGUGUAACUUCAGAGUCCGAGUCUAUCCCAAGUUUGUUGAACUUUGUCCCCAAAUCGUCCCUCGAACGCCGGACGCUGAUGACUACAGAGCAACCAUUGCCCAUCUGGACCCCAUCGCCGAAGAUCAAGACGGAAAUAAUGUCGUCGUCACCUGCGAACCGCCGUGGGGCUCGAAAUUUGAUAGCAAGAAUGAUAGUGUGAGGUGCACGGCCGAGCAGACCCCCAAUGAAACAGCUUCCUGUGUCACAACUGUUUUACUAAUACCAUCAUUAGAGGUGUCUACCUUGGUGAGGGAUAUCGACAAAGGGCCAGAUCCUGGAAUGCAGACUGCCAAAGUGGAAUGGGAUCUGCCUAGUGCAAUUGUGCCCCAACCCCCUCCUGCUGACGUCACAUGUGCGCCUGCAUCGGGCUCCACAUUCCAACCCGGGGAAUCAGACGCCAAGUGUGUGGCAUCCUGGACGCUACCAGGCUCCGGCUCGGUGGCUGAAGCUGUCAAUAAGUUCAAAGUUCGAGUGUUUCCAAUCAUCACCUGCCCUGCUGACGUAGUGGCUGCUCCAAACACUACUUCACCCAUCACUACCGUGGACUACCCGACAGCAACGGCUACGGAUUCCACCCAGUCCGACGUCAGUGUGGACUGCGUUCCGGUCUCUGGGUCGCAGUUUGACAACGACGCCGCAACUAACGUCACGUGCAACGCUACAGACUCUGUGACUGGAAAUGAGGCCACAUGCACGUUCUUAGUCACUGUUGGUGAAGCUCCUACCUUUGAAGACAACCCAUGCCACGAACAAGUCAACGUGCCACCAGACACCGAGGACGGUACGGCUUCAAGUGUGUCUUGGGUCGACCCUACCGCUAUGGAUCGUGACAAUAACACGGCGGCCGUCACCUGCACCCCUGCUAGCGGCACCAUGGACUUCAGAGCUGGGCCAACCGAAGUGAAAUGCACCGCUGUGGACAGCACAAUGGACAGCCUCAUAAGCACCUGUAUAUUCAACGUCUUCGUCUCACCGACCUUUAAUGUCAGUUGUCCUGGAGAUAUCGUGGUGAGUCCCAGCGAGGCCGUCGUGUCCCCCGACUGGCUCCAAGCCAGGGGUAACAUGGACACCACCGGGGAGUUUGCCUCAGUCCAAUGCAACAUGGAGGCUGGGGCUAAACUCAACGAAACUGUGACUAUGAUCACUUGCACAGCAACGGAUGCAGGGACAGAUUUCACAACGAACUGCUCAUUCAAUGUGACUGUCGAUUCCAGUCCACCCAUAAUGACAUGCCCUGCUGACACCACUCUUAUGCCCGAUCCGGGAACCAACACUGCCAACCACACAUGGAUGGUCAACGUAACGGACGAUAACACGCCCACGGAAAACAUCUCCGUGUUGUGCAUACCUGAGUCGCGGUCUGUCUUCAAGUACGGAUCGACGGAGGUCUUCUGCUUUGCCGUGGACUCCUUUGGCAACAUGGGAACCUGCACCUUCGAUGUCAAUGUGACAGGUGCAGCAUGCCAAGAAAACUGUGGAGAAAACUCAGUCUGCACAGUUAACCCGGACGGCGAGUCAGUAUGCACAUGCAACGAGGGAUUCUCCGGCAAUCCAUGUAAAGACAUAGAUGAAUGUAAGGUCGAUAAACCCUGUCACGCCGACGCCGAUUGCAAUAAUCUGCCACCACCGGAUUUCUUCAAAUGUAAAUGCAAAGAAGGCUUCUAUGGGGAUGGAGUGUACAGUUGCGAACCUUACAUUGCACCGGAGUACCCUAAUAUAACAGGAUCAACUGACUUGGAGAAGAAAUUCUCCGUAGUGCUAGCCAUUUCAACCUCCUCAUCAUAUGCCUGCGAUCCAGAGAGUGAUAAGAUGUCUUUCCAGUGUUUGGGGCUUGUGAACACGCUUAAGACAUCUGUGGAGUCAUUGUACAGGAAAGUUUCUCCCAGGAGUUUCAAAGCCGUUACGGUGGAUCAGACGGCAAUCAAGAAAGGUAGCGUUGUCAUUCCACACACCGUGACCUACAACUACGAUUAUGUAGAAGUCCGGGGAAUAGGACCCACCGAGUUUCUCAGGAAAUCGACCCUGGGGGACGCGCUCCAGGCAGGCGCGAUUGGGACCUUGGAACUGGUGACGAAUUGCGCUGAUUGUUCUGAUCCAAAAGAUAUCACCGACGUUUGCGCAAAUGCAGACAAGGAUUCCAUCACGUGCACAGGCAAUCGUGAGCCGUAUGAGGACAAAUCUGAUGACCACUGCAUCCUUGCGUGUGUGUCACGCUGCAUCUCUGAUCCUAAAUACUGUAACGGUGGUGUCUGCUCCCAGGCCCUCGACAAAGAUCCACUGUGCGGUAGCUGUCCGGCAAACACAGGAGGGCCGAGGUGCGAACCUCUCGAGGAAGAGGGGCCCAACAUCCCCCUGAUUGUCGGGCUGUCAGUAGGUCUCGGUGGAGGGGCCUUACUGAUCAUCGUCAUUGGUGUCAUCGUCUUCGUUUACAAGAAAAAGACUGGCAAGAACAGUGUCUCUGAGUUUCAGGAAGAUAACAGUCGGGGAGACGGAGUCGAGGCAUUGGCACUAGAAAACAGAGAGUAUGAGAACCAACCCUCCCCCUUGUAAACAAAUCAUACGUGCGUAUCAACAUGAAGACAUUAAAAUUGGAGAAAUUGCUGACGUAAGUCUGGAUGUGGAGUCAUUAUCCCGGGCAAGCAUUGAAUGUAUGAAACGUGCUGUAGGUUGAGUCAAAAAGAAGGUAGCCUGGAUUAACAAUUUGUUUCCCUAAAAAAAAAAAAAAACCAAUUAAAUUUGACACACCAAUGAAGCAUGUUCUUCCAGUCAUGUGAACACUUAGGUACAGUCUAGUACCAUUUGUCAUUUGUGCAUUUUGUUCGUUUGAAGCAACAAAAGUGCUCAAAAUCUAAAGAAAGGUGCUUAAAAACUAACCUGCAGUUUUAG